Molecule: messenger RNA, 1831 nt
Organism: Cyprinus carpio (common carp)
Lineage: Eukaryota; Metazoa; Chordata; Actinopteri; Cypriniformes; Cyprinidae
Biological process (GO): binding of sperm to zona pellucida; positive regulation of acrosome reaction; egg coat formation
Cellular component (GO): extracellular matrix
Molecular function (GO): acrosin binding
Source: RefSeq, a predicted model, not a curated record
GUGAAUUUUUAGGAGGUCUGUGUGACAAGUAAAAUUGUUGUUAAUUAUUCUGUGUUGGGUUUUGCUUGGGUAAAAGCUGUGGAAUAGGCAUGGCAGUUGUUUUUGUAGUCUUCUGUUGGACUAUAGUGUCUCUAGUGCUGCCUGUUACACCAAACGGGGAUGAUUUUAAUGUGCACUUUACAGCGUACUCACCAGGACUCAUACAAGAUGUCUGGCAUAUUCCUGCUGCUGCAGCACAUUCCCUGAAUGAAGUUCCUCAGUCUUACAAUUUUGAUGAAUUUGCGUCUGUGUUUCCAAUGCCAUAUGAUAUACAGGCUCUUCUGGACAGAAGAAACAGUUUUUCACUUAGGAUCAUGAAUGCAUCUUGGAGUGGUCCAGCGGAUACUAAUGUGUUCCACAGAGGAGAUCCAUUGUAUCUGCAGGUGUCUGCCUCACCUGGACCCGGUCAACAGCUUUAUGUUCAGUCCUGCCAUGCUUCCUCUUCUCCAAACCAUACUGACAAACCUGGAGUCGCACUUAUCAUUAACAAAGGAUGUGUGGCCUCCAAAAAGUCUUUGGUGAAGUUUGUGACGCAACAGCCUGACAGAGUGAAUUUGAUUGUUCGUACAUCCAGUUUGAAGUCUUCUGAGAGUUACAUUCACUGCGGGGUCUAUCUUACUAAUUUGGGUGUCACCCCUACCACUAAAUUCUGCAACUACAACAAGCUGAAAUCCAAAUGGGUUGACUUGGGUGGACAAACUUCAGUAUGUGACUGUUGCGGAAGAAAGUGCAGAAACUUAAUUGAGCGUGUAGAACUGCCUGUUUCUCUAGACUUGACUGCAGUAGUAAGCACAGGCCCACUGGUACUCAAGGAUCAAGAAUCUGCUCCACAGGCCACACCACUGACUCUGUCAGAUGACAGUAAGUCCAGCCCUACAGCCAGAGACGGCUCUGAUAAAAACUGGAUCAUGGCUAGUACCUCUUUCUCUGGGAGCUCAAAGCAAAAUGUUGGCAAGGUCUCCCCCUGGCCUGUCCAGCAUGGCUAUGGUGGUGUGAUGGUCAUCAGCAAGGGCCCGGGAAGUGACUUAUCAAUGUGGCUACAAGACAUCAUGGAGCUUGCGUUUAACCCAUUGUUGCAGAUGGGGACUGGUUAUCCAGAAAAUCCUGUUGAUAUAACAUUUCAAAUUGCUGAACCACUGAGACCAGAUGAAAGCACUGAGAGGAGUCCGGCAGUUGCUGUGGAUGAAGGAAGAGUUUAUGUAGGAGCUGUGGAUUCAGAUGAUGUUGUAAAGGACUGGUUGGACAUGGGGCAUCUUAAUGAUGUUGACCACUUGCAUAAAAUUCAGGAAAAACCUGCGGAUUAUCUAGAGCUGACUCCACUGCAUGUUGAAUCUGAAUUUGACUUCCCUCCUAAUGACCAGCCUCUGAUCAGCCCUACUCCAGAUAAGCUCUCUGAGAGCACCGAGGAUGAGGGAGGAGUUGUUUUCAGACAGGCCGAGAUGAUCUUUAAUGGUGCUAAAGGAGCCAAGUUAUCAGAGCCAGUUCUCUACUCUAAACUAAGUCUGACUCAAGCUGCAGAUGGAUCCAGUGUUCUCAGUUAUGAGGAGCAGAAGAGGCCCAGCAAGAACAAACAGGACAAGAGGCCACAACUGGAGAAGAAUGGUGAGAAAAGCCCAAAGGAUGUGCAGCUGGAGGAUACCUCUAAAAUUAAAGGCCUGGUUUCAUCCCUAUUGGAUCAACUGAGAAGACUGUGGACGGCGCAGUGACCUGUUUUUCAUCAUGCCUUUGUGUGAUGUGAUUGGUAACCAUCUAUUUUGUGGAAUUUAAAUAAAGCUUUUUCUGCCUUAUGAAA